Molecule: messenger RNA, 408 nt
Organism: Miscanthus lutarioriparius
Lineage: Eukaryota; Viridiplantae; Streptophyta; Magnoliopsida; Poales; Poaceae
Source: the annotation of a GenBank genome assembly
AUGAAUCUGAUACAGGCCUGCAGGUGGGCGAGAGAAUUAUCUUCUGAUCUAAUUGUCUCCGGUGAAUCUCUGACAGGAAAGAAGUACAAUACACAAAUUAUGAAAUGGAAGCCACCUCCUGCUGGCUUUGUGAAGAUCAACGUGGAUGCUGCUUUCAAGGCGGAAAGUCAACAAGGUGCUACUGGGGUGGUAAUUCGUGAUGAAAAUGGUCAUGUUCUAGCGACUAAAUGCAAAUGGUAUGAUUCGAUUCCAAACAUUCUCACUGUUGAAGCCUAUGCUGCACGUGAUGGGGCUGUAUUGAUGAAUUUGCUGAAUCGACCAAAGGUGAUGUUGGAAACUGAUAGUUUAGAGUUGCAAUCCUUAUGGAGAAGUAAAGAUAAUAACAGGUCGACUAUCCUCCUGUUCUAA